CUUUCUACCAUCAGUGACUACUAAUUUAUUCCACUCGGCAUCUCGAGUCUUCUGAUUUUCUGAAUCACUUUUUGUUUGUGCAAAUGCAGACGGGGACGAACGAGUGAGCGUGCACGUACCACGCAUGCGCCGUAUUGCUUUGCAUGCAAACACUGCAAUGGGUGAAGCUGCCGAGAUAAAGAACGGCAUUCGUGAUUCUGGAUGUAAAGCUGGAGGGAGCCUGCCCUGCUGUUUCGCGCCAAACAUAAAAUCGGGCAACUUUUUUUUCAAGCCGAUAGCCAGCAGAUCAUUAACCUUUGGGGAGACACGUUUGGGAAAUUAUUCGCUUGGAAUGACUUUCAGCAUUGUGGAUAAGGCUUGGAAAAUAUAUCCUGUUCGUUUUUUAGAACAUUGUUUUUGGUGACGGUAUCUUGCAAGGCUGCCUGAUCCCUCACGAUUGAUAGAAUACCUCAUCUAUGGAGACAAAAUGGAAAGCUGUUGAGUGAUAUGCAUUUCGGGAUUUGAUACUCGCCGGAGGUACUUUGUCAACCUGAAUUGUUGAAAUGAUUUCGCAUGUUGAAGCAUAUUACCUAUAGAAACAUCGACUUGCAUCCAUAUCCAUGUUCUGAAGCGAACUCAUUUUGUCAACGAAGCCCUUUGAAAUAGAAAAAACAAUAUCACUAGUCUAGAGUGAACUUUUACAAGAGCAAAACGAUCGUAUUGAGAACUGUUGGUGCAAUCUUUUACAAGUAAUUUGUUUGGCUUACUUCAAUGAGUGGAGAAAAUCGGCUAAACUAAUUACUUAAUGCAGACAAGGUAAAAGGACAAAUUAGAACUGAAGGGAAUUUAUCCCCAACAUCGUUCACGACCAUCAUCUGGCCACACAUUUUUUGCAAAUGUUUCCCGGUCAGUUCAUCGCGAGACAUUAUGAAAUGACAACAGUCCAUGGCUUGGUGACCAUGGAGAGAGAUGACAACCGAUCAUCCCAUACUUCGCACUUGGCGCGAUCGGUCAUGUCGCCUUCAGGAGAUGAGAAUACUAUCGCGAAUACCAAGGAGUGGUACUAUGAAUCGGGUAACUCAACAGGUAACACAUCUGAGCUUCUCAUGGAUGAAUUCCGGGGUCCACUUGAUGGUCAAGGGAUACCUAGGACCAUUGCGGUGGGUUGCGUGCUCUGCUUAUGUUGCUGCCUUACCAUAUUCGGAAAUACACUUGUAAUUGCUGCUGUAUACAGAGAACGGAAUCUGAGGACGGUAACAAAUUAUUUCAUUGUUUCACUCGCUUUUGCCGAUUUGUUGGUGGGAAGCAUUGUGGUGCCAUUUGCGAUCAUUGACACUUUGACCGCCGGGUACUGGUUCUUUGAUGCCAUUUGGUGUGACUUAUGGCACGCGUUCGACGUUUUAGGGUGUACGGCCUCUAUUCUGAACCUUUGUGUCAUUUCUUUGGAUCGGUACUGGGCAGUCACGCAUCCAAUGAGCUACCCUACGAGAGUUACCAAAAAGAUGGCAGGACUUCUCAUCGUUGUUGUGUGGCUCGCCUCGGCUGCUAUAUCAUUCCCUUGCAUCCUGGUUUGGCGUGCCGUGGAGCCCCCGCAUCCCCCUAGAAUGUGCAUCUUUCCACAGAACCCUUGGUAUCUGGUGAUAUCGUCAUGUGUGUCUUUCUACCUACCUAGCUUAAUCAUGAUGUUUACGUACUACAAAAUCUACAGGGCGGCUGUAACUCAAAUGAGACACAUCCGAUCAGGGACCAAAUUAGUAUGCGCCAAAGCAGCUGAUAAAUCGCAUAUGAACGGCGCAGUGUCCUUGCGGAUUCACAGAGGGGGAGGGGUAAAGUCUACCUUCAAUACCCAGCAUUCCAAUAAUAACUUACACAAUGGACUACCACCAGAAAUGCGGCCUCUUAACGUUCGACGGGACACCAAAAUCGCGCUCACGCAAGCCGCUGGUCGUCGGCUUCUCUCCAGAAUGAACAAAGAACAUAAAGCAGCUAAGACUCUUGGUAUCGUCGUUGGUGUCUUCAUUCUCUGUUGGUUGCCUUUCUUCAUUAUCAAUGUGAUGGCACCAUUUUGUUUCGAGACCUGCAUACUUUCUCCCGACCUUGUAAUACCCUUAGCAACAUGGCUCGGCUUUAUAAACAGUGCAUUAAACCCAGCGAUCUACGCUUUCACCAGCCGUAACUUUAAGCGAGCUUUUAAGCGAAUUCUCUGCCAAUGCUGCUUGAAGAAGAAAAAGAGACAAUACAUAGAAGGACAUUCUGUGAAAGACAGUACCCGUUUCAUGAGCAUUGAUUCAGUAUAUUCUAUGGGUGAUAUCGCUCUUCAGUAACGGAAGCUCCUUCAUCAAACCUCAAUACUUUUAAUUAUCAUUCAAUUAAUGUUCCAAAGAAAUCGUGCACUUUAAAAAAGCGGUGGUAAUUAAAUCAUGAAGAGUAUAUUGAUUAAGUUUGAUUAUCUGUACCCACCGAUAAUUGACAGCUUUCGUGAGUCAUUGUCGGUGUACAGACAUUAGGGGUAAGACUAAGUAAACAACUGUCUAUCUAGAGAAUUAUCAUCUAGUCACGAGUUGAAUAUGGUAAAAUCAAGCUGUUCUAACAGUGGAAUCGAAAAAUCAAUCGAAAGCGAGAGCGUAUACAAGAAAACCGUAAUUGAGAUUCAUCACACUUUAUCUCUGGCAUAAUCAUUGGGGCCAAAACACCAUACAUUCCUAAGCAAACAUCUGCCUUAUAGGAGAAGAGCUUUGUUACGACAAGUUGAUAUUUUAGUUUAUAUAUCUAAUAUCAAGACUUUUUCACUUCUAUUUCUUUACUGAAAUUCGGAUUUUUGGUCCAUGGUUAUGUACGUGAUUAUCAAUGUCAUUUGCUUCUUACUUUGUUUAAUAUCAAUGCAUCACCAGAUUGUUUGUUUCUGCGAAAUUGAAAGUAUUGGCUCGCGAUGUCUAUUUGUUUUCAAAAGUCGAUGGAAAGAAUUCGUCCAUAGACCUGUUGAUUUUGCCGAAUGUGGUGUUCAUGUUAGUGCAUACGAAGUGGCUCAAGAGAGAUUUGUAUCCUAAGCUUUGUGAUCGAGUAUCAAGUACAUUGGUUAUCAUACUAAAGUUUAUGCUAUCUGGGUCAGAUGUGAACACACUGCUUCAUCAUAGUCUCAAUGUAGAGGUGUCGUGGUCGAGUGGAUAUGUCACCGCACUGUGGAUC
Molecule: messenger RNA, 3165 nt
Organism: Strongylocentrotus purpuratus (purple sea urchin)
Lineage: Eukaryota; Metazoa; Echinodermata; Echinoidea; Camarodonta; Strongylocentrotidae
Product: dopamine receptor 2-like
Exons: 1
Coding region: 876-2303 (475 amino acids)
Biological process (GO): adenylate cyclase-activating adrenergic receptor signaling pathway
Cellular component (GO): membrane
Molecular function (GO): G protein-coupled receptor activity
Source: RefSeq, a predicted model, not a curated record